GGCUGCGCCUGUGAGGAGCUCAAGCCAGAUUGCGGCCCCGUCCCGUGCCUCCGACACCCUCCAGUCAGAACGCGGCAGAGCUUGGACCCCACCUUCACUCAGCCUUCUGCCCGACCGCACCUGCGCACCUGCAGCACAAGAAACGAUGGCGUUCGGAAAGCUCUACACCUACGCGGGCAACCCCCGCUCCACGGCCAUCCGCGCCGUUGCGAAGGCCAACAACCUCGAACUCGAGGAGGUCGAGAGCGACACCAAGCAGCCGAGCGAGGACUUCGUCAAGGCCAACCCCCUCCACAAGGUCCCGACCUUCGUCGGCUCUGAUGGCUUUGUGCUCACCGAGUGCAUCGCCAUCGCUGUUUACGUCACCUCCCAGAACGAGAAGACCACCCUUCUCGGCAAAACCAAGCAGGACUAUGCCUCUAUCCUGAGAUGGAUGUCGUUCUUCAACAGCGAGGUGCUGCCCAAGCUCGGCGGUUGGUUCCGCCCCCUUCUGGGCAAGGACCCUUACAACAAGAAGGCCGUCGAGGAGUCGCAGAAGGCUGCCCUCGAGGUCGUGUCAAUUGUCGAUGCCCACCUCCGUGAUAACACGUACCUCGUCGGCGAGCGUAUCACCCUGGCUGACAUCUUCGCCACCGGCCUCAUCGCCCGUGGUUUCGAGUUCUUCUUCGACAAGGAGUGGCGCCAGAAGAACCCCAACGUCUCGCGCUGGUACGAGACGGUCUACAACCAGCCCAUCUACUCGGCUGUUGCUCCUCCAUUCUCCCUCCUGGAUACCCCCAAGUUGACCAACGUCCCUCCCAAGAAGGCUGAGCAGCCCAAGAAGGAGAAGGAGGCCCGCAAGCCGGCUGCCCCGGAGGCCAAGCCCCAGGAGGAGGAGGAGGAGGAGGCCCCCGCUCAGGCCCCCAAGCCCAAGCACCCUCUCGAUGCCCUCCCCAAGGCCUCGCUUCCCCUUGACGAGUGGAAGCGCCAGUACUCCAACGUGGACACUCCGGAGGCCCUGAAGUGGUUCUGGGAGCAUGUCAACUUCGAGGAGUACUCGCUCUGGAAGGCUGCCUACAAGUACAACGAUGAGCUCAAGUUGACUUUCAUGUCGAGCAACCUCAUCGGCGGCUUCAACAACCGCCUGGAGGCGUCGCGCAAGUACCUCUUCGGCUGCGCGUCGGUCUUCGGUACCAACAACGAUUCGAUCAUCGAGGGUGCCUUCGUCAUCCGGGGCCAGGACUACCUGCCCGUCUUCGAUGUUGCUCCCGACUAUGAGAGCUACGAGUUCACCAAGCUCGAUCCCACCAAGCCCGAGGAUCGCGCUUAUGUUGAGGCUCAGUGGUCGUGGGAUAAGCCCAUCGUCGUCAAUGGCAAGGAGUACCCGCAUGCCGCCGGCAAGGUCUUCAAAUAAGCCAGAAAAUAGGAAUCUAGCGCAUUACAGGCCGACCGUGGCCGUGUGCUUAGACUAUGGGAUAUGACUGAUGAACGGGAAUGUACGGGACAUUACGGGACGGGUUCGGGCCCGCUGGUGGCUCAUGUGAUCUUUGAUAUCACCGGCAGUCAAGUCGAGCAUGGCAUGAGUCGA
Thermothielavioides terrestris NRRL 8126 is the source of this 1567-nucleotide messenger RNA. Its product is annotated as elongation factor 1 gamma domain-containing protein. Gene Ontology annotation, cellular component: nucleus; cytoplasm. Bases 146 to 1393 code for a protein of 415 amino acids. Lineage: Eukaryota; Fungi; Ascomycota; Sordariomycetes; Sordariales; Chaetomiaceae. Gene Ontology annotation, molecular function: translation elongation factor activity. The transcript is spliced from 5 exons. Gene Ontology annotation, biological process: translational elongation. The record is from RefSeq and is a predicted model, not a curated record.